Messenger RNA from Bursaphelenchus okinawaensis, 5592 nucleotides. NCBI's taxonomy places the organism in Eukaryota, Metazoa, Nematoda, Chromadorea, Rhabditida, Aphelenchoididae. The record is from the annotation of a GenBank genome assembly.
AUGGCCUACGACAAUACAUUGGGGAUUAUAAUCAGUUUUUGGGUGGGUUUUGUUUUGGCCGCUUACUUUUUGUUUACUGCACUUUUGAUUACUUUACUGUGGUAAGGAAGUAGUUGUGCAAGAUGUGAGCGUUACUUUUUUGGGGUCUAUAGUUUAUUAUUUGUACUUUAUGGUACGACUGGUUGAAUACACUUUUUUAUGCUUAUAUUUUUUAAAAUUUUUGGUUAAUUUAGAAAAUUUUUGCGUUGCUAAGUUUAUAUGGCUGUAACAUGGAUGCUUUAGAAUUCUAUGACAUUUUGGUUAAUACAAGUUGUUUGUCAUUCUUUAUAGACUAUUUACUCUGAUUUUUAGGUUUUUAUGCAAAACGACUUUCGAUUUUUGAAUUUUUCAAGUUAUACAUCAAAACUUUUCCGCCAAUCUGCCAAUUUGACAUUUUUUAUUUUUUAAACUUCGAAAAAUUUUUUUUACAUUUUUAUUUCGAUCUAUUUACAAAUAUUUCAAUUUUUACACCUCUUUUAUUACUGAAACUCACUGUCAUUAUGACAACAUUUCGGGAUGACAUAUUUUAUGGACGAAUUUCAUUUGUUUUUCCAAUUCUCUUGGAUGUGUCACGUGGAAUUUAUCGAAUUUGCGUGAAACAAAAACGCUUUCCCGUCCCAAAUUGAGCCGUUAUUUAUUGUUUGUGGGCUCGUUAACGAUUUGCAUACGAUUUGGGGCUGUUUUUUGUUAUGUAACAUACGAAAUUUGGGCGAACUUUAAGGGAAAUUCUUGAUUUUUCCGCAAAUUUUUAUAAAAUUUUGAGUUUUUUUGAACUUUAGGUAUAUUUUCAAGAUUAUCAACGAGUUUAAUAUUUAUUAUUGUUAUCAGUAGAAUAUGCAUUAGUUACUUCUCAAAUUUCAGGCAACAAACAACUCCCAAACACCAGUGUCGCGUCGCGACCAAGAAUCCGGCAGCUUUCUCCUCAACCAAAGCUUGGCCGAGGAUCUUGUUGUGUGGCUCGGUUAGACGUCUAGGAAUAUAUGAGUUUGUUUGUGUAGGUGGACGAGAGUUAGUUCAAACGGUAAGUGAAUGGAUUUGGUGUUUAGUUUCGGGUUGGGGAAUAGCAAAUGAUAUUACACUUGGUCAGUUGGUGGUGUUGCCGGGGAAUUUGAGGUUUUGGUGGGUUGUUCGAGGAUUUUACGUGAGAGUUUGGUAUGAAUAGGUAGAGGAGAGAUUGUAGAAGCUUGGGCAACACCAAUGGGUUUUAGAUCUAAAUUUUGUGUUUUUGGGCUAAAAGUUACGUUAUAAUUGAGAGCUUUGAGGUUCCGACCGGGAAUUUAAAGUUUAGGUAUGUUAUUGAUGAACUUUAUAGAAGAUCUUGGUAUGAAUAAGUAGAAAAUAGAAUGCUAAAGCUUAUCCCAACAAGAAAAAUGUAUUUUAGGUAAAAAUUUUGCAUUUUUCAUCAAAAAUUAUGUUAUUCAUGAGACAUUUGGUGGUGUUGCGAGGGAUUUGAAGUUUUGGUCGGCUGUCGUUGACAUUGAUGGGUCGUUUUGUAAUUAAUAGUUAGUGGAGAACUUGGGAAAGCUUAUAGAGUUAAUUUUAUGUUGUUUUCGACUAAAAUUUUUGAGUUUUGACCAAAAGAAACGGAUUUUCACCUUUUUUGAGAUUUUUAAAUUCUGCUUCAAACUUCGCGCCAAUUUUGAUUCUUGGAAUGUGAGCUACUGUAUAACUAUUUAACAUAACAUAAAUGAUAAAUCAAAGCAAAAUUUUUUUAGUUUUGAUAACAGCUGAUAACGCUUUGCCAAAAAAGUCCCGCUAAAUUCAAAAGUUCAUGUUUUUAGUGGAUUUUUACGCUUCUUAAGGAGCAAUUUAGGUAUUUUUGAUUGAGAGUAGUUAGAAAAUUAUUAUUUCGAUUGUUUUUCUAUUUAUCGUACUAAAAUUUUUUGAAAUAGUUAUUUUUUCAAUUUUUUGCCUAUUACAACAUAAACUCAAGAAUUCAAGGCUUUCCCUACUAAUAAGCCGAUCGACUUGUACAUUUCCGUUGCAAAGUACACGGAAAGAGUCAUUACACCUUGUAUUUACAUGACAUUCGGCCGAAGAGUGGGGUGGAUUAAAACCGCCGGGCUGGAUUAGAAACCUUUUAGUGCGUUUCGGCCGGAAAAAAAAUUUUCCCAAAAAUUUUAAUGCCGUUUUGUGUGCAAAGAAAGCGCGCGCCGGUGCAUUGCCUCAAAUUAAUUAUCUUGUUUGUAUAUUUAAUUAACCGCGAAAUCUCGCAAAAUGUCAUAAACAAGAUUAUUGGGGCGCGGAUUAGGGGUUGUAAUUAAAAUUUCCACACGUGCUUACGCAACCAACGACGUGAAAUUUUUUGCGUGGGAACCUACCUGGGACAGGAUGAUUAGCGCUGGGUACUUUUUUUUGUUUUGGAAACGUUUAUAUAAAGGGUUUGGGUUAUGACAAAUUCUUAAAGUAUUAGUUUGUGUCAUAUUUGUAAAUACUUAGGAGGAAAGGGGGGGGGGUAGAAAAAAUUCUUUGGUAUUGAAAUCAGGGACCUCGCUACAAAUUUUUUCUAAGGUAUGGAGUGGAAAAUUUUUUUUGGCAUUGAAAGCAAUGACGUUGGCACAUUUUUUUCUGUGGGAGGGGGAUAGCAAAAAAAAAUUUUCUUAUUUACAGUUUGCUAGCGAACUCAACACCCAUUUUUUGUAAAAAAUGUUAGUUUAGGCUCGAUGCAUCUAUCUCAUUUACCUUACCCCACUUUUUGCUAGGUCCCUGACUGAAAUAUUUGUGCACGUUGGUUUAGGCCUUUAAAAUCAGUUUAACUUAUGCCUUCUGGGCCUAAUUUUUCUUUGACAGACCUUCUGAGCUUUUUAUAAAUAAGGGAGGGGAGAUAUGAAUUAUCUGACAUAUUUUAUAGUAUGGGCAAGCUACUGUUACAAGAAGCUAUAAAAAGUUGUAUUUUUAGUCAAAAAUGUCACAAAACAGCUCUAAAAUAAAAAAUUGAAAAAGAAAAUCCUAUGUUUCCAAAUUCAUAAACAAAAACACUUAAUUUAAACGUAAAAAAUUAUUAUACAUCAAUUUUUCAAUUUUGAUAAGCCAAUUGUGACAAUUAAAGUUGAUUAGACUAAUUUAUAAGACUACCCUAUACCUUAUUUUCCUACUAGUUACUAGAAUCUAACAUAAUAUGAAAAUCCUGAAAAUGUUUAUGAAAGAUUUUUAGUGCAUUUUAUUAAGCAAUUCUGCCAUUUCUUUUCGUUUUUCUUUAUUUUUUCAAAAAAUUGGUGUAAAAUUAAAUAAAAAGCUUAUAAAAUAAACUAAAGUUUUGUUAUAUUAACAUACUGUCAUUAUAUUCAUCUUUGUCAUCUUUAGGUAAUAUUUUUGUGUAAAAAAUUUUUGGUUUAUUUACUUUUAAAAAAUUUGAGUUUUUCGAUUCUGCACUUACGUUUAGUGCCAUUUUAAAGCCGUUUCAAAUCUUAACUCAUUCAUAAUGUACUAUAAAUAUUGUCCUUUUUUAAAUGUCAUAAACUGAUUAACCUUAAAGAAGAAGAACAAAGUCUUUUAAGCUCUACACCUACACUGAUUCCAAAUGAUAAUACGUACUUUUAUUUUUGGAUAAAGCUAUCGAGAUUCAUAAUGAAUUUUAGAUUUAAAAAAAAUUAAAUUUAUAUUGAUUUUAGAAAUUUUAACUAAAAGAAGCUACGUAUUGCCAUUUACAAUUAGUAUAUGUGAAAAAGCUUAUGACUUUGUUAUUUUUCUUUUAAGGUUAAUCAGUUUAUGACGCUUUAAAAAGGACAGUAUUUACAGCUAUAUGAUUGAUUAGAGGUUUGAAACGGCUUUAAAGUGACACUAAAUGCACUUGUAAAACCAAAAAACUCAAAUUAAAAGAAAUAAUUAUGUCAAAAGCUUUUUGAACAAAAAUAUUUCCAAAAAGAUGACAAAGAUGAAUAUUGUGACACUAUGUUAAUAUAACAAGAUCUUAGUUUAUUUUAUAAGCAUUUUACUUGUUUUUACGUAAUUUUUGUUGAAAAAAUAAAUAAAAACGAAAAGAAAUGGCAGAUCUGCUUAAAAAAUGCAUGAAAACAAUUAACAAACAUUUUCAAGAUUUUCAUCUUAUGUUAGAUUUUAGUAAUACUUUAAUUGAUAUAGUUUCUAGUAAUGCGUGGAUUAGAUACAGGGAAGUCUUAUAAAUUAGUCUAAUCAACUUUAAUUGUCACAUUUGGCUUAUCAAAUUGAAAAUUUGGAUUAGAAUAAGCUUUUACUUUUAAAAUAAACGUUUUUGUUUAUCAAUUUGAAAAAAUUGGGGUUUUUUUCUAAUUUUUGUUUUUAAAGCUGUUUUGUGAUAUUUUGAAAUAAAAAUACAAUUUUUUCAGUUUUUUUGUAACAGUAGCUUGAUCCUUCUAUAAAUUUUAUCAGAAAAUUGAUCUUAUUCCCUCUUUUAUUUAAAAAAAUCUUAGAAGGCAUGUCAAAGAAAAAUUAGGCUCAGAGGGCAUGAUCUAUAUUGAUUUUAACAGCCAAGCCACUGUGCACAAGUUGACCUGUACUAAAAAAUUAUUUUACACUACCAUCUCCUUACCCAUAAAAACUAUGACAAAAUGUUGAAAAAAUAUGAGUUGUCUUUUUUGAAUUUCAUAUUUUAGGCUGUUGUAUGACGUUUUGAAGAAGACUUUGAGUUUUUCUAAGUUUUUUGAUAAUUACUGACAAUAUGGUUGACUAUAAAAGAAUCAGAAAAAAUUUUUUUAAAUUUUAAAGUCGUGGUAUCAUAGACAAUAUAAAUUUCCAAUUCAGCAUUUUCGUUUUCGUAACAUCAAUUUUAAUAACAUUUUAAUGAACUUGGGCCUCCACAAAUUAGCGGAUAUUCUAAUUUCAGGUGCGCCAGGUGAAUUUAGACGCGUGCUCGAAGCUGGACACACUCAAAUUCAUUUCUGUUACAACGCUAAAACAUUGCUCGAGCGCAAAUUUUCGGAGUAAGUUUGUUUCCUAUGGUUUUGUGCUUUAGGCGUGGGUUUUUGGGUUAUGGCAUGGGUGGUUUAGUUUAGGCAUGGUUUUGGCGUUUUAGGCGUGGGUUUUGGAGUUUGGCAUGAGUAGUGUUGUUUAGUCAUAGUGUUUGCAUUUUAGGCAUGGGUUUUGGUGUUUGGAUAUGAGUUUUAGAUGUUGGGCGUGGGUAUUUUAGUUUAAGCGUGGUUUUCGUAUUUUAGGUAUGAGUUUUGUGUUUUUGGCGGGGGUAGUUUAGUUUAGGCAUGGGUUUUGAAUUUUAGGUGUGGGUUUUGCUUUUUCGGCAUGUUUUAUUAUUUUGUAAUGGAGUUUUAGAUAUAAGUUUUUUGUUCCUGGCAUGGGUUUUUGAUUUUUUUUUAAGUUUUGGGGGUGGAUUUCUUAAUUUUGGCAUAGCAUUGGUUAAAGGCACAAAAUUGCAUUUUAAGUUAAAAAAGCGGGUAGAAGGUUCUUUUUCAAUAUGUAUUUUUAAAAAAAUUUUAAUUUUACCAUUUUUCAGCAGCCAAUCCAAACGUGGUCAGCCGAAUCCUGAUCUCGGAAAGAAGCCGUCGCAAAGAGUUGGCCGAACCUUCUUUCCUUUCCCCCUUCCGUCUUCAGCCUUUCGUUGACGUCGAAUUGUGUGCAGCUUGA